AUGUUGUGCUUACUCUACCUUUUCUCGGCGUCAGUGAUUACCAUAGAAGCAGCAACCCAUGAGGAUUUGACAAGACUUCACGAAAAAUUGAUGGCAAAUUAUAACAAGGACUUGCGUCCGACCUUUAACAUUUCACAACCAACAAAAGUGUAUCUUGAGUUUCAGCUUCUCUCGUUGAGAGAAUUCGAAGAAAAAACGGGUAAAUUUGCAGUUGUAGGAAUGUUCGCCAUAUUUUGGCAUGACUUUCAAAUGGAAUGGAAUCCUGAAAAUUUCGGUGAAAUUGAUCACACUUUUCUUCCCCAGAGCUCUGUGUGGACACCUGAUAUCAUACUUAUGAAUCCCUUUGAAAAAAUAGAGCCUCCUGGCUUCGACAGACAAAAAGUAGGGAUAUAUAAUAGUGGAUUAGUGAUCUGGGGUCCUGACGAUGUGUAUGAGGUAACGUGUCAAGCUGAUGUUACAUUUUAUCCGUUUGACCAGCAGAAAUGUUCUUUGUUUUUCGGUCUUUACAUGGUUACAUUGAUAGAUGUGAUCAUUGAAACAUUCUCAGAUGAUAUUCAAACUGAUUUUUAUUAUCCCAACGGAAUAUGGGCAUUACAAAAUACAACCUGCGAGGUUUAUCCUGUCAUGAACUCACCAACACUGGCAGUGACGAUUGAGAUAAAAAGACGUCCAAUGUUUCAAGUUAUAAACACCAUUGUACCAUUCAGUGUUUUAGGUCUGUUGAACGUUCUGGUGUUUCUUCUCCCCGCUGAGUCCGGUGAACGUGUUGGUUUUACUGUUACAGUCUUGCUAGCUAUUGCUGUGUUUAUGAGUAUUGUGACGGAGACUCUUCCUGGAGCAAGCGAGCCUUCUUUCCCUCGACUGUGUUAUCUAUUGGCGGCGGAACUCUGUAUCAAUGCGCUGGUGACGGUUUGUACAAUCCUAAUAUCAAGAUUAAAUCAUAAACCGAAGCACGAAACUGUUCCCUUUUGGCUUCAAUAUAUAUCAUGCAAAUGUAUUUGUUACCACGCAAAAAAACAAAAUAAGUGAUAAACAUCAAAACAACAC
Mizuhopecten yessoensis (Yesso scallop) is the source of this 1047-nucleotide messenger RNA. RefSeq names its product neuronal acetylcholine receptor subunit alpha-2-like. The record is from RefSeq and is a predicted model, not a curated record. Gene Ontology annotation, molecular function: neurotransmitter receptor activity; extracellular ligand-gated monoatomic ion channel activity; transmembrane signaling receptor activity. Gene Ontology annotation, cellular component: synapse; neuron projection; membrane. Gene Ontology annotation, biological process: chemical synaptic transmission; regulation of membrane potential; monoatomic ion transmembrane transport. The coding region runs from base 1 to 1029 and encodes 342 amino acids. The transcript has a single exon. Lineage: Eukaryota; Metazoa; Mollusca; Bivalvia; Pectinida; Pectinidae.